GGGGUGGGGCAGCCUGAUUAAGCCCCCCAUUAUAAAUACAAGGAGCAGCGUUUGCAGGGCUUAGAAGCAAAGUUUGAAGAAGACAGCUUCCAGAACAGCCAUGGCCUCCAGGCUUCCUCUCCUCCUGCUGCUCCUCUCCAUCGUGGGCUCAUCCUGGUCCCAGCUGAGGGUCUACAACCUCCAGGCCAGCGACCUUCCCUCCGACUUGUUCGGAACCACUGACGGCUACGUCAAGGUGUUCAGUGGCUCGUUGUCUCUGGGGAAGACGUCGGUCCGUAACAACAACCCUAACCCCUGGUGGGAGGAGGAGUUCUCCCACUUCAAGGCCAAGCAGGGCGACACCCUGAAGCUGGAGGUCCAUGACAAAGACAUCCUGUUCGACGACCUGAUCGGAGUCUGCUCCCGUCAGAUCAAAGAAGGAACCCACAGCCAUGACUGCUACCUGAAGAAAGGUGGAACGCUCCACUACAGCUACACCCUGAGCGGGUCCAACUGAGCAUCACCAGAACCGGCCUCAGACAUCAGCUGAGAACCUCCUCCCAGUCCCUCACCCCUCCAUCACGACGUCUGAGCCAAGACAUGAUCACCGCCGUCAGUACAUGACGAAAUAAAGAUGAUGCAAGCA
Melanotaenia boesemani (Boeseman's rainbowfish) is the source of this 625-nucleotide messenger RNA. Its product is annotated as perforin-1-like. The transcript is spliced from 2 exons. Bases 101 to 496 code for a protein of 131 amino acids. The record is from RefSeq and is a predicted model, not a curated record. NCBI's taxonomy places the organism in Eukaryota, Metazoa, Chordata, Actinopteri, Atheriniformes, Melanotaeniidae.